GCGAAGCGUUACUUUCAGUCCGGUAGUCAAGUCGACGGUCCUCCGCAGAGGUCUCUCUGCUCUCCCCUCUGAGUUUAGUUCUAGGUUCAGGUGGACGCUUCGCAUCUCCGCUGUCAGGAUGUCCCCGUCCACGUCCCCCCGGUUCUUCACGGCGAGGGAGGUGGCCCGCCACUGCACUAAGGACUCCUGCUGGGUGCUGCUGGGGACCAGGGUGUACGACGUGACCGCUUUCUUGCGGAUGCACCCGGGAGGUGAGGCGCUGAUUCUCCGCCGGUCGGGCAAGGAUGUGAGCCUGGAGAUGGAGGGACCCCCACACCGGCACUCUGAGAACGCCCGGCGGUGGAUGGAGCAGUACUACAUCGGGGAGCUGGAAAGAGGCGGCGGCACCGAGGAGGCGCAGACUCUGAGGGAGAGGGGGAAGGCCAAUGGACAUACAGAAGGAAGGAUGGCAGACAAGACGACAGACAAGAAGGUGAUAGAGGAGGACGAGGACACCCCGUUCAACCGCUGCAGCUCUGUGGACCUGGACAAGGAUUUGGUGGACUGGCGGAAGCCCCUGGCUUGGCAGGUCGGCCACCUUGGAGAGAAAUACGAUGCAUGGGUUCACCAGCCAGUUGACAGACCAAUCAGACUGUUUGGAAACCCCUUCCUGGAGGCCAGCACCAAGACUUCCUGGUACUGGGUACCGGUGGUGUGGCUUCCCAUUGUGUUUUAUCUCAGUUGGCACUGCUACACCACCCUGGCAAAGGGCACCUCCAAGAUAGUCCUCACUUCAGACUUUUCUGUCCCGAUCCAUAAGUACGUUUUCCCGCCGCUCUUUUUGUCGGGCUGGUUCUUGUGGUCGUUCAUCGAGUACUGUAUCCAUCGCUUUGUCUUUCACAUGAAACCACCUGCCCAUAACUACUACCUCAUUACGCUUCACUUCCUGCUGCAUGGACAACACCACAAGUCUCCCUUUGACGGCUCUCGGCUCGUCUUCCCCCCCGGCCUGGCCUCCUUAGUGGUGGGAAGUUUCUAUAUAAUCCUCCGCAUCGUGCUGCCAGAUAUCCUGGGGAUAUGCGUGUUUGUCGGGGGUCUGUGUGGCUACGUCGUGUACGACAUGAUCCACUACUACCUUCAUUACGGCUCGCCAAAGAGAGGCUCGUAUAUGUACAGCCUGAAGGCCUACCACGUCAAACACCACUUUGAGCACCAGAGAGCAGGUUUUGGAAUCACCUCCACGUUCUGGGACCACCCCUUCAACACAGUUAUUCCAGAUGAGAAAUUCUAACGCACAAAUGGCUCUCCUGAAGGGCCGCAGGACUUAUCAACCACCCUCUUAGCAACCAGCCCUCAUGAUGUAAUCACCCCGGCACCCGUAGUUGAAUCUCUGCAGCCAUAGCUUUCACAACCAAGCAGGGAAGUCCACUUCUGAGGACUCCUGGGCCACUGCAACUAAUCCAUCCAUCCAUACUGUAACGCUUAUCAGCCUACUUUUUGAUUUCAGCCAGCAACACAUUCUUUGCCUGAGCUUGCUCAUCUGGGUGCGUACGUUUCCCCACUGUGAUCAUUUGUGCACAGUUGCGAGGCCUUUCUGUGCCAUUUUUAUAACCAAACCACCAUCUGCUGUCUCUGCGUUCUUCCCUGCACUGACCUCACCAGCCAAAUCAUCACCUGAGAGCCAUUCACAACAUCACAACGUCCAGCCAGGGGUCGGCCACGGAGAGAGGGAGAGGGACACACACACGAACCGACACACAUAUGAGCAUGUGCGCACCUUUCUAUUCUGAUCAUUAUGGUUUUAUAUAAUUUGAUGGAAUUAAAUGAUUCCUAUAUAUGCGGCUGUGGAAUGCUCUAGAGCACAUUCACAAUUACACAGAGAAAGAUGAAAAAUAAUCAAAACACUCUUUUCCUGGUUCCUUAACAUUUGCCAACAGAGUACCACAAAUGAAUGUCCACCCACAUUGACACACACACACACACACACACACACACACACACACACACAAACACACACACACACACAAACACACACUCUGUCCAAGGUUCCCUCAGAAAGGGAGAGGGAACAGAAGGUGAUAGAUGGUAGGUGAAAGUGUAAGACUGAGAAGGAAGGGAAUAUGACAGUGAAAGAAAGCGUGCGAGAGAAUAUGUGCGUACAGACUGAGUGAGAGAGAAAACCCUCAAACUGGUUAACCAACUCAGGAAAACACCUCUUUGUCCUUCCUGCACAUCAUCUGCAGCUUGAACUUUCCUCGUCACGAUCACAGCUCGGUUUACCGUCGGCCGCUAAGCUGCUCAGCUAGACUUGCGCUGCUACACGCUCCGCCAUGUUUGGUCUCACUGUAGUUUUUGGAAUCAGCUGUGAACAGAAAAUAUUUGUCAGAUAUUAGAACUUGCUGAGAUUCAUUCAACAGUUUAGAUUUAACUUAUUAAUCAUCAGCAACGCUGCAGAAUGUGGGAAUGCUAUGUACUGUUGAUGUCAUGUAAAGCAAUGUUUGAAACCACUUGAGAUAUAUUUUUGCAAAUCUGUUGUAAUAUGUCCUGUUUUUUUGUCAUUAAUAAUACAACAAAGAUGUAGAAAAAUAUUUUGUAAGAUGCUUUGUACAGAAGAGGAGAUUUCAGCAGCUUUAUGUUGUCAGAGUGAGCAGAUGUUUUUUUGAUUAAACAAUAAGAAAACGAAUGCAAUUGGUGUAAAGAUGGAUGGAUGAUAGCGUUGCCAUGGUGCUAGAGGGAUACAGCUGAGGCAUGAGGCCAGCCUAUCAGACUUCCUGCUGUGGGGAUCUCGGGGUCAAAGAUCACGCGGUCAGCUAGGUGACGAGAGGGUUUGUUUUCUCUAGAAAAAAAAUUAUUUUCAAAACUGAUUGGGCUUUCAACACAGAUUUAGCAAAACCUGGGUCUUUGGAAGAUGAAGUCUCUCAGGAUCCACCUUCAGGUCUCACUCCACCCAUUUAAAACUACUGCUUUACGUGGCCCUGAAGAUCCCCGCAGGAUGACGAUGGUUGAACCAUAUGACUGGACAGCAGGAGGUCUUGAUAGUAACUGACGGAUCCUCAAGACGUCUACUCUAAACACUCAGCAACAACAUGAUACACCUGAUAACUAAAGCAGAACAAACUUAAUUUCAGCUACUUACAGAAAUAGGUAGAGCACAGUGAGACUACAUAACAACUGCAGAAAUCGUUUUUUAAUAACCUUUCUAGUUUGAAAGAAAGAAAUACUCCCACAGGAGAGUAAAAUAAAAAUACAGUAAGAUGAUUCUAUUUGCAUCGCUUUUCUUUCUUGAAAUUCAGAGCAGCAAUAAUAAGUCUUUGGGUAAACCUUAAGAGGGCUGUGUCACUAAAGUCUCACCGGGACUUGCAGUGUUGAGCUAUAACCAAAAUGUGUCUACAGCACAGAUAACAAUUCAUAAAGAACUACCACUGUCUGUCUUAUACUGCACAGUGCAGGUAAUAAUGAGUGUUCAAGCCAUCAUGAAGAGAGAAUUAUAACUUUGAUUUAAUUACUGUGUACCACAGAUGUUGCUUCAGAAAGAACUAAAAAUGAUUUUUAAUGUCAGUAAUGAUGUUGGCGAUAGUGAUGACUGUAACAAUGAUGACGAGUGUGAUGAUGCGUACUGAUUGUCACGGCUGCAAAGUGGAACGAUUCCACCCAUUUGAAUGAGUAUAUACAGAUUUAUGUAUAUUUAUGUGAGGGAGAGAAAAAACGACAGCUUGUAAGCUUUGAUUCUGACUUGCAGCAUAAAAUAAUAUUCCCUGAAUCUGUUUACUAUAAAAUCUUUUAACGUUUAUUUUGGAAUUUUGAAUGUCUAUGCAAAUGCGAAUGUAUUUGUAAAUAAAUGUAUAUGUAUUUCUGA
Chelmon rostratus (copperband butterflyfish) is the source of this 3835-nucleotide messenger RNA. It is a transcript of the gene fa2h, whose product is annotated as fatty acid 2-hydroxylase. The record is from RefSeq and is a predicted model, not a curated record. The transcript is spliced from 7 exons. Gene Ontology annotation, cellular component: membrane; endoplasmic reticulum. Gene Ontology annotation, molecular function: heme binding; iron ion binding; fatty acid 2-hydroxylase activity. Gene Ontology annotation, biological process: lipid biosynthetic process; fatty acid metabolic process. The coding region runs from base 119 to 1270 and encodes 383 amino acids. Lineage: Eukaryota; Metazoa; Chordata; Actinopteri; Chaetodontiformes; Chaetodontidae.